Mya arenaria is the source of this 1989-nucleotide messenger RNA. Its product is annotated as cholecystokinin receptor type A-like. The record is from RefSeq and is a predicted model, not a curated record. The transcript is spliced from 2 exons. Lineage: Eukaryota; Metazoa; Mollusca; Bivalvia; Myida; Myidae. Gene Ontology annotation, molecular function: neuropeptide receptor activity. The coding region runs from base 212 to 1354 and encodes 380 amino acids. Gene Ontology annotation, biological process: neuropeptide signaling pathway. Gene Ontology annotation, cellular component: membrane.
GAUAUUUAUGAAAGAAACCAGGAAGAAAACAGGUCCUUUAAAAUAACUUUUAGAUGUUGACUUAAAUCAAAAUUAAGUUUGCAUUUUACGCAGUUCUGAUCACGACAUUUAAACUCAUCGUAUAAAUCAGUGAAAAGUAUUUUCACAUUCAGAUUGUAAAACAUCUAUCUACUGGAGCGAAACGCGAUUACAUCAAAAUACAGUAUAAUUAAUGAAAACAAAAAUGUCUACAUCGGACGAAGAAAUACUUCAGCGACUUAAUUAUGAAGAAGCUAAACAAUACGUCGGAGGUGUUGUGUUUGUGACUUUAAUCAUGAUUGCUGGUGUUGUUGGCAACCUCCACGUUCUCUUUGUGUACGCCUUCCGUAUCAAGCCUUCCAACCAUCGAGUGUUUAUUUUGACGCUAGGGGUGCUGGAUUUCACAACGUGUGUCAUCGGGAUGCCGUUUAUUCUGGUGGAUCUAAGGCAUCCACUGACGUUCACGCUCAUAGCUGCUUGUAAGCUGCUGCGGUUCGUCAAUUACUUCAUCUGCAUGUCAUCUGGACUCCUAUUGGUUGUCAUCGCUAUUGACAGGUACAGAAAAAUCUGCGUUCCAUUUGGUCGCCAGAUGUCACUCACACAGGCCAAGAUUUCUUGCGCCGUCGUUUUGGGCGUGUCGCUUCUGAUAUCUUGGCCAGCCCCUGUGCUCUAUGGGCGUGAUACUAUUGUGACGUCAGAUGUAAACAUCAACGGCACGCGGUGCUACGAAGAGGACCGAUUCCACGGCACCAAAUACAUGGCCUACUUCAACGCCCUGUUAAUCCUCGUCUUCUUUUCAGCGUUGAUUAUUCUAGCUGUGCUCUACUCUUUGAUAUGGCGAAAAAUUAAGAACCAUAGUGCCACCAAGAAGAAAUUCAGCCAGAAAGAAACUGAAUCAGGAACAAGUACAGCCAUGUCGGUAGUGACAACUUCAGGCAGCAAUAGUUGUUCUAAAGGCGAAAAGAAUGACGUAUCCAGUGAUGAAAACAUUCCUGAAAAAGUUGUGUCCAAAGGCAACAAUGUGCUUCACCACUCAGCAAAAUGCAGCGAAGGGAAUGAUCAGAGGGCCAGUCGAACUACCGUCAUGUUCCUCCUCAUAACAGCCGUGUUUUUGCUUAGCUAUUUCCCUCAUCUGUUGUUGAAGAUCAUAACAUUCCUUAACAAGGGUUUUGUGGAAAACAUGACUUUUACGGGUAAAGUGUUUUAUAACACGUUCAUCUGGUGCUUUUUCAUUAACAACAUGGCGAAUGCGUUCAUCUACGGGUUUUUUGACAGACGGUUUAGGUCUGAAGUGAAGAGCAUGUAUUCCAAACUGUUUUCAUAUGGAAAGAAAUAAAAUGUGUGCAUGCUUACCAUUUCAUUGUAAACAUUUCUUUGCCACGUGUUCAUUCAUUUCAUAUAAAUGUAAAUUAACUCAUAAACUCUUCAAAAUCUAUCAUUGGCAUUUUUAUGUAUUGGCAUACAUUAAUAUUUGAUUUGAGAAAUCCGGAAGCUUUCUUUUGUCUUGGACGAAUAUGAGGUGGCAUGUUAUUAAACGUUGCUUACUGACGAAGCCCAUGGUUAAAAACAUUAUUAUAUGAUAAACAAUAAAAACUCUUUGUAACACUUCGACAUAGCGGAACAUCGAGAUAUCAGAGUUCGACAUUGAAUUUCACAUCUUGUUACAUAAGUAUGCAUUUAGCCCGCCCUUUGGUCUACAGUGUAGUCAUACACUUUCAGGAUUUAACACCAAUCAUUAUGACCAAGUUAUAUUUUGAAAUACUUUUCGAAAGGUUUUGAAGCGGAUGAGUUUCGCUAGAAAGGCUAUGACAACCUAAACACCUAAACACUUCACUUCCUUCAAACUGUUCUCAUUUUUGUACAUGUUAUUGUGGUAAAGCUUUUACUUUGUAAGUUAUUGGUACCGCAGCCACACAGUGACGCAGUGACACAGUGAUUAUGAUCAGAAGUACCAAAAGGAAGAUAACAAUU